This is a messenger RNA of Fonsecaea nubica, 1029 nucleotides long. RefSeq lists its product as hypothetical. Gene Ontology annotation, cellular component: cytoplasm. The record is from RefSeq and is a predicted model, not a curated record. Lineage: Eukaryota; Fungi; Ascomycota; Eurotiomycetes; Chaetothyriales; Herpotrichiellaceae. The transcript is spliced from 2 exons. The coding region runs from base 1 to 1029 and encodes 342 amino acids.
AUGGCACCGAGUCUCCCAACCCGCCAAUUGGGCAAGGAUGGGCCCCAAGUAACCGCCCUAGGCUUUGGUCUGAUGGGUUUGUCCAUAUUCUAUGGGAAAAAGCUUCCAGAUGACCAGAGAUUGAAGUUUUUGGACCACGUAUUCGAGUCAGGAGAGGCGUUUUGGGAUUCCUCGGAUGUGUAUGGAGAUAGUGAGGAUCUGCUCGGCCAGUGGUUCAAGAAGACGGGCAACAGGAGCAAGAUCUUCUUGUGCACCAAAUUUGCCAACGUUCGCCAACCCGAUGGAACAUCAAAAGUCAUCAACGACCCUGCGUAUAUUCGCGAGGCGUGCGCCAAAUCUCACAAACGGCUCGGACUAGAGCCUGGCGACGCUAUUGACUUGUACUAUUGCCAUCGUAUCGACCGGGAACAACCCAUCGAGAUCACAGUGCAGACAAUGGCCGAGUUGAAAAAGGAAGGCAAAAUUCGCUAUCUUGGACUGAGCGAGUGCUCUGCCGAGACGCUCCGACGAGCUUGCAAGGUCCAUCACAUUGCCGCCGUUCAAGUCGAAUAUUCGCCAUUUGCCAUGGAAAUUGAGCACAACGACCUCUUGAAAACAUGUCGAGAAUUGGGGGUGGCGGUCGUCGCUUAUUCGCCCUUUAGUCGAGGCUUUCUAACCGGCACGAUCAAGUCGCACGACGAUUUCGACCCAGAUGACCGACGUCGCGUCAUGCCCCGGUACUCAAAGGAGAACUUCCACAAGAACAUGGAGCUUGUGAAUGCCAUUGCCAGCAUCGCCGAGAAGAAGAACGUAACCCCAGGUCAACUGACGCUGGCCUGGUUAAUGGCUCAGGGUGAAGACAUCAUCCCCAUCCCUGGCACCACCAAAGCGAAGAACUUUGACGAGAAUAUGGCCAGCUUACAGAUCAAGUUGACGGCGGAAGAAGAGAAAGAGAUCAGACAAAAGGUCGAAGCCGCUGAGAUCACUGGGGAGCGGUAUCCUGCCGGCAUGCUGAAACAUCUUUACGCCGACACUGUUCCUCUCAAGUAG